This is a messenger RNA of Cordyceps militaris CM01, 1200 nucleotides long. Its product is annotated as Sir2 family transcriptional regulator, putative. Gene Ontology annotation, molecular function: NAD+ binding. The coding region runs from base 1 to 1200 and encodes 399 amino acids. NCBI's taxonomy places the organism in Eukaryota, Fungi, Ascomycota, Sordariomycetes, Hypocreales, Cordycipitaceae. The record is from RefSeq and is a predicted model, not a curated record. The transcript has a single exon.
AUGCCGAAACCACUCCUGCGGAUUCCGUACACGGACAUCCUCGCAGCGCCAACCAUCGCACCCCCCUCCGCCGCCUCCAUCCCCGGCGCCGUCGCCGCCCUCACACGGUUCCUGGCCACGCCGGCCCCCCACCACCUCGCCUCCUCCAAGACCCUCAUCCUCACCGGCGCCGGCCUCUCCGUCGCCUCCGGCCUGCCCGACUAUCGCGGCGUCCACGGCACCUACCGCGUCAACAAGAGCUACCGGCCCAUCUUCUACCACGAGUUCCUCGCCGGCCACGAAUCCCGCAAGCGCUACUGGGCGCGCAGCUUCCUCGGCUGGUCGGCCACGCACAACGCCGCCCCCAACGUCGCACACUAUGCGGUGCGCGACAUGGGCGCGCUCGGCCUGCUGAGCGGCGUCGUGACGCAGAAUGUCGACUCGUUCCAUCCCCGGGCGCACCCGCACAUGCCGACCGUGGAGCUCCACGGCUACCUGCGCACCGUCGUCUGCACCAGCUGCCGGUCGGAGCUCGACCGCAACGAGUUUCAGCGAGAGCUGGCGCGCUUGAACCCGCGCUGGAAGGCGUUUAUGGAGGAGGCGCUGCGGACGGGGGCGCUGAGCUCCGAGGACCCCGCGCAGCGCGCCCGCUCCGGCAUCAAGACGAACCCGGACGGCGACGUUGACCUGCCAGACGCACCCUACACGACGUUUCGAUACCCGCCCUGUCCAAAGUGCUUGGAGAACCCGCAGGUGGGCCGCGACGCGCACCGCGAGAUUGUCGAGACGGACAAGGACGGCGCGUGGGCGGCUCUGAGCACCGGUGGCAUCCUCAAGCCCAACGUCGUCAUGUUUGGCGAGAGCAUUGCAACCUCUGUCAAGGACGCGGCCGAAGCGGCUGUCAAUGCCUCGGCGCGGCUGCUCAUCAUGGGCACCUCGCUCGCCACGUACUCGGCAUGGCGCCUGGCGCGGCAGGCCAAGGCGCGCGGCAUGCCCAUUGCCAUUAUCAACGCUGGCGGCGUCCGCGGUGAGGAUCAGUUCUUUGCGGAUCUCGACCCCAGCCAGCGCGGCGAGCUGGGCGUGCGCACGGAGUGCAUGACCAAUGAGAUUCUGCCUGCUCUCGUGGAGGAGCUGCGCAAAGAUGCCGCUGGGCAACAUCAUGAGAUUGCGCCAGUGGUACAAAGACAAAACUCCAAUAUAUUCAAGGAUAUGCUUUCAUAA